Messenger RNA from Juglans regia (Persian walnut), 402 nucleotides. RefSeq names its product TIR domain-containing protein-like. The transcript is spliced from 2 exons. Bases 1 to 402 code for a protein of 133 amino acids. The record is from RefSeq and is a predicted model, not a curated record. NCBI's taxonomy places the organism in Eukaryota, Viridiplantae, Streptophyta, Magnoliopsida, Fagales, Juglandaceae. Gene Ontology annotation, biological process: signal transduction.
AUGCGGGGACAUAGGCCUUUCAUCGACUACCGAAACUUGAAAGCUGGUGACAAAUUGUCCGAAAAGAUUGAUACCGCCGUUCGAGAUUGUAAAGUCGGUGUCGUAGUGUUCUCGCCAAGAUAUUGCGAGUCCUACUAUUGUCUCCAUGAAUUGGCUCUGCUAAUGGCGUACAAGAAAAGAGUUAUACCCAUCUUUUAUAAUGUCAAACCGUCCCAGCUUCGGGUUGGAGACAACGUAUCCAAUGGACCUUGUGUUUCAGAGAAAGAGCUUGAGAGAUUCAGCAGAGCAGUUGAAGAAGCUAAAAAUAUUGUUGGACUUAGCUUUGAUUCAUCAAGAGGAUAUUGGUCAGAGUUCCUAAAAAGUGCUUCUGAUGCCAUCAUAGAGCAGCUCGGCCAGAGCUAA